Messenger RNA from Pelecanus crispus (Dalmatian pelican), 1495 nucleotides. The record is from RefSeq and is a predicted model, not a curated record. Lineage: Eukaryota; Metazoa; Chordata; Aves; Pelecaniformes; Pelecanidae.
GUACAUCUUGUCAAUAACAAAUGAGGAUGAGAUCCGGGAGUACGUUGUUGACCUCAUUCAGGGAACUGAUGGGCAGAAGAGUUGGUUUAUAGAAGAACUGCUGGCCAGGUGGCGGAAAUCCUCCCAGCUGCCAUCUGAGCCUUUGCCAGCGUAUCGGAAAAAGGAUGAGACUUCGGAAGUGCCUCGGGCUGGAGACCAAGCAAAAAAGGGUAAACGCAAAGGAAGGAACAAGCAGGAGACGCCUGCGUAUGCUGAGCCAAGUGUGCACGUAGAGGAAGUAAAAACCCCCCUUGACCUGGCCAAGGCACAGGAGAACAGCAGCGGAGUCAGCAGCAGUAGCAGUUCCUCUAAGAAGAAGCCUAAAUAUGUCAGCCUGUAUACCAAGGAGGGGCAAGACAAGUUGGCUGUCCUGAUCCCUGGCCGUCACACCUGCGAGUGCCUGGGCCAGAAGCACAAGCUCAUCAACAACUGCUUGGUUUGCGGGCGCAUUGUCUGUGAGCAGGAGGGCUCUGGACCCUGCUUGUUCUGUGGUGCUCUGGUGUGCACUAAAGAAGAGCAGGACAUUCUUCAACGGGACUCAAACAAGAGCCAGAAGUUGCUGAAGAAGCUCAUGGCAGGUGCUGAAAGUGCAGGGAAUUUGGAUGCCAUAAGUAAAGACUUACUGCCUCGACAAGAAGCUAGACUCAAAGCAGGCCUGGAGAUGGCUGUGAAACACAAAGACAAGUUGUUGGAAUUUGACAGGACAAGCGUGCGUCGAACCCAGGUCAUUGACGAUGAAUCAGAUUACUUUGCCACAGACUCCAACCAGUGGCUGUCCAAGCAGGAAAGGGAGGCCCUCCAGAAGAGAGAGCAGGAACUGCGGGAGCUGCGUCAUGCCUAUCGGCUUGCCAAAAAAAUCACCAUCGACUUUGCUGGCAGGCAGAUCCUGGAGGAAGACAACAACAUUGCUGAAUACCACAGCAAACUGGAUGAAACCAUCAAAGCCAUUAAUUGCGGCACACUGAGCAAGCCAGCUGGAGGCCCAGAAGCAAAGACGACUCUGAGUUCUGGUGUUUUAGUGAAUCCCUGUCUUCUUCAGCCUGCUCCUUUGUGGGUGGACCAAACUGGUUUGCUCCCACACCGGAAAGCCAUCCAUUCCAUGGAUGCUGGAAAUGAGUCUGGCUUGGAACGGAACAGGUUGCGGAUUCAGGAUCGAGAGUUGCAGGAGAUCUCAGAUGAUGGUUGGUGCCUCAGCAUGCACCAGCCUUGGGCUUCCUUGCUCAUAAGAGGAAUCAAAAGGGUGGAGGGCAGGACCUGGUACACAUCUCAUAGAGGGCGGUUGUGGAUUGCAGCUACUGCUAAAAGACCUUCGCCUCAGGAAAUCUCUGAACUGGAGACCACCUACAGAAUGCUGCUCCGGAAAGAUGUGGAAUUUCCAAGCGAUUAUCCCUCAGGGUGCCUCCUAGGCUGUGUGGACAUGACCGAUUGUUUAUCGCAAGAGCAAUUCAAUGAGCAG